AUGACUUAGAAGGGUAUUGAUGGUGCUACUGAUUAUGCUAAAAAGAGAAAAGAUCAAAUUGAAAAUUCUAAGAAGCUACGUGAAGAAAGGAAACAGGGUACUUCUUUAUUGAAAAACGCUGGUGACUUCAUGCUUAAAACAUAGAAUGGAUAGGGAUAGUCUAGACCUGAUGCAACAUCAACAAGCGGCUUUUCGCAUAUGAAUGGUGCUGGAGGUUUGCAAACAGCAUCCACUUCAAUUUCAGGCGGGUUUAGUGGAUUUUAGAAGUAUAAUCAAGAAGCCCCUGGUGUUUCAACUUCCUAGUAUGGAAGAGGUUUUCCCGCCAGUAAUAACUUGAGCAAUAUAAGCGGAAAAGGUGUUUAGUCUACAGGUAAUUUUGCAAGUAAUCAAUUUAUGGGAGCAUAAGGUAAUGCUGGCAGGCAAUAAAUGGGACCUUAAACUAAUCUUUAUGAUGAUCCACCUUUAGGAAAUUAAAUGCGAACAUAAGAGAACUAUUACAACCCUCAAAGCAAUAGAUAAAGAAACAUGCAGCAGGUAGCUUAAUCUAUUUCGUAUGACAGUUAUAAUAAUCCGUAAGGUAUUAAUCAACCAUAGAAUUAUACCAUGCAGGGAUUCAACUAAGGAGCGCAAGCAUCUUAUACAUCAUCCUCAGGAUUCAAUAGGUAGCCUGGUAAUAAUGGGAUGUAGCCUCCUCUUAGUUUGCAUAGUAAUUCUUAAUUCAAAAGUGAAAGACAGCCAUCUUAUUCAAGAGAGGAUUUGAUGGCAGCACGCAGCAAUUUGUAACUAUUGAAAAAGCGGAUGGGUAGUAAGCAACCGAUGAAUAGAGAUAGAGCUUAAAGUUACAAUAAUAAUGAUGAUGACGGCACAUAUGAUCAAAAUUAAAACUCAAACUCUAAUUUAGGAAGAGCUCCAAGAGGAAAUUCUCAAUAUGGAAAUAUUCCAAAGCCUAAUAAUACAAGCAGGCCGACCAGUGGACUGUCCCAUAAUAAUCCAGACAACACUGGAUACUAAAAUAGGAACUUUAGAAAAGCUUUUAAUCCAGGUGAUAAUGACAGCUAAGGAAACUCUAUUUAGAGAAGUGAAUCAUAUGAAAACCUAGAUAAUCUUAGUAAUAAUGGAAUCAAUCUACCAAAUGACCAAAAUAGAUUUGGAGGAGUGGGCGUUAAUAGUCAGAAAAAAAUCCCAUAGAAAAUUUCAGAAUAUGACCCUACUUAAAGGAGCAAUAAUCAGCCUGCCAGAAAAAUAAAUUAGAAUUAGAUUCUUUAGUAAAAUACCUAUGAAAAGUAAAGCUAUAGCAAGUAAUAGACUUAAAAAUAAUCAUAUAAUAAUAAAUAUCAAGAUGAAGAAGAAGAGGAAGAUGAUGAGGAGGCUGAUACCUAUAAUAAUAGAGGAGGUUAAGGGAACAGCAAAUCAAAUAAUGCUAAUAAAGGAUUAGAUAAAUUUUCUUAAGAGUAGCCAGAUGAAUACCCGUAGGAUGAGGGUGAAAGGAUUGAAUGCCCUACUUGCGGGAGGAAAUUUGUUGAAUAAGCAUUGGUAAAGCAUGCCAAAGUUUGCAAAAAGGUCUUUGUGUAGAAGAGAAAAGUUUUCGACAUAAAAAAGUAAAGGUAAAUUGAAGAUGAAGCAAAGGAUGAUUAUGGCUCAUAUAAACCACCCACUAAGAAGUAAAAUAAUCAAUAAAGCAAAAAGCCAUUAGCUUAAGAAGAUUAGCCAAUUAAACAAAGUAAAGCUGCAAAAUGGAAAGCUUAAAGUGAAAUGUUCAGAUAAGCAAUGAGAGCCACUAAAGGCAAUGAUACUGCAGGUGGUGAUUCUUGCAAUGUUUAGUAGCCUCAAGCAUAGCAAUACGAUGAUAGAACAGAGUGUCAGUUCUGUAACAGGAAAUUCAACGAUGAGGCAGCUAAAAGACAUAUCCCAAGCUGCGAGUAAAAGUUCAAAGCAAAUCAGAUGAAGAGCAAAGCUGCUGCUCCACAGUAAUCUAAGUAACAAAGGACCACAUCUAUAGGCUUUAGGAAAAAAUGA
Stylonychia lemnae is the source of this 2016-nucleotide messenger RNA. The record is from the annotation of a GenBank genome assembly. Lineage: Eukaryota; Ciliophora; Spirotrichea; Sporadotrichida; Oxytrichidae.